AUGAAGUACACUUCCACACGAGGAUCGUCCAAUCGAUUUACCUUCGAACAAGCUCUGUGUUCAGGGUAUGCACCAGAUGGCGGUUUGUUUGUUCCUGAAAGACUGCCUGACAAAAUCAGUCCUUCCACCCUUCAAGAAUGGUCCAAGUUGGACUAUGUUGACCUAGCCACAUCCAUUUUGAGUCUGUUCUUGUCAACAGAAGAGAUCCCGUUAAGUGACUUGCGACGAAUCAUCCGAGUAUCUCUUUCUGGCUUUGAUGCGCCAGUGGUGCCAGUCAUUCAGAAUACGAAUGCCCCGAAUACUAUUUUUGUGGUGGAAUUAUUCCAUGGAGCUACCUUUUGCUUCAAAGACUUGAGCUUGCAGUUUGUGGUACAAAUGCUCAACUACUUUGCCGUCAAACGAAAGCGAAAAAUCACCUUGGUAGUCGCUACCACUGGAGAUACAGGACCAGCAGCUGUCCAAGCGGUGGAAGAUUGCAAGUCGGAAUAUUUGGGCAUUCUCGUACAUUAUCCAGAAGGCCAAAUCUCGGACUUUCAGCGCAAACAGCUGACGACUUGCACUCAUGAGAAGAUUAAAGUGGUGGCUUUUCAAGGAGGUGGAGACGAUAUGGAUGCCCCUAUCAAGAGUAUCAUGACGGAUCCAACCUCGCAGACCGACGAUCGAUUCAUUUGCGGGGUGAAUAGCUACAACAUUGCCAGACCACUCAUGCAAAUGGUUCAUUUUGUAUGGGCAUAUUUGCGAGUCGCAGAGUCACUUGGCAUUGAAGCGGGAGAUCCAGACUUUACAUUGGACGUCGUGUUACCCACUGGUGCCAUGGGAAACAUUGCCGGUGGCUAUAUGGCCAAACGAAUGGGUGUUCCCAUUGGAAGAAUGUGUGCUGGCGUGAACGUCAAUGAUAUUACGCACCAAGCCUUUUCCAAUGGAUUGGUCCAGCGUCCAGACACCAUGCACACCACCAUGAGUGAAGCCAUUAAUAUCCAAUUACCCUAUAAUCUUGAGCGACUGUUAUUCUACCUAACGGAUCAGAAUCAUGAGCAAGUCAAGCUUUGGUACCAGCAGCUGGAAACUGGAGCAGAUCGCACCAUGGUCCUUCACGAGACGUCGUGGUUUGCCAAGUUGCAAGCCGAAUUCGCGUCGGCGCGGGUCACAGAUGAUGAGCUGUGUCAGACGCUUCGAGAAGUGAGAAGCAAACUUGAUUACUAUGCGGAUCCUAAUACGGGAGUGGCCUUUUGUGCUGCCAAAAAGCUGGGAUAUUGCUUCUUCCCAGCAAACACCGAAAUAGAACAGCCAGGCAAGAACUCAAAGGUGGCGAUAUUCGCUACUGCGUCGCCUUGCAAGUUCGAGUCGGUCAUUACCACAGCGCUUGGAAAAGACGAAUGGGAUAGCUAUGUGGCAACUCAUUUCCCAAGCAGAGGAAAAGAGACAUUGACCAAGCCAGAGCGACCUUUGUUUCGGUAUUUGGCAAGAGAGGGAAAGUCAUUGCAAGAGAAUCAAGUCGAGUGGGAGGCCAUGACAAGGGGGUUGAUUGAAGAAAUGUGA
Cylindrotheca closterium is the source of this 1539-nucleotide messenger RNA. The record is from the annotation of a GenBank genome assembly. NCBI's taxonomy places the organism in Eukaryota, Bacillariophyta, Bacillariophyceae, Bacillariales, Bacillariaceae.